AUGGAUACCAGUAAAGAUUACCUUCGUUAUGUAUAUGCAGGAAGGUGUAACAUUGUAGCUUCACAAAAUGGUAUGAUACAGUCAGUUGACAAGGUUCAUUGUGCUGUGAUAUCGGGUGAAGCUGUCACAAUUUUUAACUUGCGUACUUUGGAAAAGGUACGUUUGAGGAUUGAUUAAAGUAGUAUAUUUAUUGAUGUUGUUAAGUUUUUUAUUAACAUAUUAUAUUAUUUUUAGGCAGCGGAAAUUAGAAGGGAUGGGAAAGAAGUAACGGCUUUCAAGUUCAGUGACGAUAGGAAGAAGUUGGCCAUUGGCUACGCUGAUGGAGAAGUGCAUCUUUACAUGAAGAACAAAAGUGGUAGGUAGUUUGAUGAAUAUUGUCAUUUUUUAGGUUAUGAUGAGCCAAUUGUCUUCACUGGUCACAAAACUUCGGUGAACUGCAUAGCCUUCAGUCAGGACGGGUUUACAUUGGCAUCUGGAGGAAGAGAUUCUGUUAUCGUGCUUUGGGAUAUUCUUAACGAGUCUGGAUUGUAUCGUUUGAAUGGACACACAGCUACAAUCACUCAACUUCAGUUUACUCAAGACGACAAAUUCUUGAUCUCAAGGUAAGUUUUGUGAUCAAUACAUACAUUUUUGGGUAACAAAAAUUUGUGUUUGGGCAACAAUUUAUUAAAUCUUAUAAUUUAGCUCGAAGGAUACCCAAUUAAAGUUUUGGGAUUUGGAUUGUCAAUCAUGUUUCUACACGAUUGCUGACUGUUCUACUGAGAUCUAUGCAUUUUCUUUGUUGAAACAAGAUCGGCUAUUAAUUGUUGGAUCUGCUAACAUGGAGAUGGACGUGUAUGAAGUGACAUGGCUAGAGAAUAAAAAAGAAGGCGAAGAGGAAGAAGAUGAAAACACUGAAGAACCUAAUGCUAAGAAAACAUUGUUAAUAGGAUCAGACGCAUUUAAUGAAGAGAAUGAUCAAGGAAACGAGGUGGUUAAGAUUAGAAAACGAGGACAUUUAAUUAGGAAGGCUAAAGGAAAGGCUUUACAGUUAGUAGCUACUGCUGACGAGGCUUUACUGUGUUGUUUGGUAAGUUACUGAUGUAGUGUGUUUAUUCUUUAGGGAUCUGACACGCUAAUUGAUGUGUUCCGUGUGUUCACAACAGACGAAUCCAAGAAAAGGCUAAAGAAGAAACUAAAUCAUGCCAAGAAACAAGAAGGGUAUGUUUUAUUUCUGUUACGUCAAUCGUUUACAACUUUGUUGAUGCUUAAUUUAUUAACUUUUUACGUUUUAGUACAAACAAGAUGACAGAGAACGAGGUAUCACGAGAUCUGUCAAUUCUUCUUCAACAUGUUGGAACUGUCGAGACGGCCUUUAAAGUGAAAUGGGCCGAUUUUUCAUCUCAAAUUAAGACAUCUGAUGACAAAAGAGAAUACCGUCUAUUCACGUUACUCAAGAAUAAUACUGUUCAUGGCCAUUUGGUAGACUUGGGUGUGAAAACUAAUGUAAUUGAAUCAGAGGCUGCUGUAUCUUUGGAUCAGGUAAUUUACAUAUUUUUGUUACAAUUUAGGUAUCUUUUAUAAAAUUAUGAAAUAAAAUUUUAUUUUGUAAAAUACAGGCUAGUUAAUUUAGCGAGGGCACCGAACAGAUAUCCGAGCAUUAGCUGUAACGUCCAACAAUGCUGCCUUUGUUUCUGCGUCUUCAGAUUCUGCCAUCUUAUGGGAUAUGUCAUCGUUGAUGCCGGUCAAUACUUUCUCAGAUCCUCAGAUGAGAGAUGUUACUAGUGCCAUCUUUUCUCCUAAUGACAAACAAGUCAUCUUUGGUACAAAAGAUGGAUCUUUGUUCUUGUUUGAUGUGCCUACUUGUGCAUUAUUAGAUACUUUGAUUAAAGUACACGAAGGAGCUAUCUUUAGCUUAAAGUCUUUACCUAACGGCCAUGGUUUCGUAUCUGCUAGUGCUGACAAAAAGGCUUUGUUUUGGAGAUAUUCAACUAUUACUGAAUUCGAAAGGUAAUUGUUUGUAAUUUCAAAAUGAAUAGCGGAAUAAUUACGAUAAUUUAUAUCAAAAUUAUUGAUUACGGUAAUUUAUAAACGAAUAUUCCAGAAAACGCCUGACAUUCAGACAAGAACGAUCUUUAGAGCUGCCAGAUGAAAUAUUGUCUAUGUGUAUUUCCCCAAAUUUUAAAUUUAUUGCCUUUGGACUACUGGACAAUACGGCGAAGGUCUACUUCUUAGACAAGUUGAAGUUCUUCGUAUCUUUGUAUGGUCAUUCCCUGCCCGUCACUUGUUUGGAUAUUAGCCCAGAUAGCAAAUUGAUAGCUACUGGCUCAGCUGACAAAAGUGUUAAGAUUUGGGGAUUGGACUUUGGAGAUUGUCAUCGUUCUUUGUUUGCUCAUGAUGAUACGUAAGUAUUUCACAUUAUAAUUCAUUAGGUUUUUAGUGUAACAUGCGUUUUGUUUAACAAAGAUGUGGAAGAACAAUUGAUUUGGUCAGCUGGAAAAGAUGGGCUGAUCAAGCAGUGGAACGCCAAGAAGUUUGAUCAAGUUCAAGUUUUGGAUGGACAUUUUGGUCCCAUUAGGGUUAUUGCGUCUACGUCUGAUGGUGCCACUUUGGUAGGUUUUAUCGUAAUUUUUUUUCGAAACUAUAAAAUUAAAACUUACGUUUUAGAAAUAACAAAAGUUAAAUUUACUAUUUAGAUAUCAGCAUCGCACGACAAAGCAAUCAAGCUGUGGGAGUUGAGUGAAGAGAUUAUAAAGCCGGCUGAAGAAGAAGAGAGACUCAGAGAAAAAGAGGAUCUGGAGAAGAUUGUUGAUGCAGAAGACAUCGUACCAGGCGAGAAUCCUGCUAACAGUGUUUCAAUGGCCGCCAAGAAGAAUAUCAGCUCGGUAAAAGGAGCGGAAGGCAUUCUUGAAGCCGUCGAAAUCUACCGUGAGGAAAUCUUACUGAAGAAACAAGAUCCAAAGCACAGGCCUCAUACUCUGGUCCAAGCUUACAACAGUCCAUCAUUAGAUCACUUUAUUCUUGAUGCCAUUUCCAAAAUAAGUUCUGCACAUCUUGAACGGAGUUUGUUGUUGGUACCGUUUGACUUUGUGGUUGACAUCUUGAGUGCUUUGAACAAAUGUGUAUCAGCACAUUACAGGCUGGAGUUGGCAUCGAGGGUUAUUCUGUUCUUGUACAAGUAAGUUUAUAUUAUGUUAAAUUAAACUUUAUACGUUUUGUGAGUUACAUAACUAAUACAAUUGUUAAACUAACGAUAACUUAUUUUAAGGGUAAAUCUGAAUCAGCUGACCUCACAGAAAGAAUUGUUGCCAUUCUUAUUGAGCAUCCAAAAAACUCUUCCUCGCGACAUAAAGGAAUCCUCGGUAAGUUUUUGACAAUUCAAUAUUAAUCUCCCAAAGUUUAAUUAAUCUCAGUAAAGUUUAGUCUUAAGAUUUGACUAAUCCAUGGAUGUUUAUAGGACAUGGUCAACUUCAACUUGGCUGCCCUUAGAUUGCACAAGGCAUCAAUAGAAGACCGCACACAGAUAAAGUUGUUCAGGAACGUUGAGAAAACGAAAAAAACCAAAAAAGCGAUUGUGAAGCCCGUGGUUUUGUGA
This is a messenger RNA of Bursaphelenchus okinawaensis, 3574 nucleotides long. Lineage: Eukaryota; Metazoa; Nematoda; Chromadorea; Rhabditida; Aphelenchoididae. The record is from the annotation of a GenBank genome assembly.